CGUGUAAUUCUCUGUUUUAAACGUUCAACGUGUAAUUACAGUGCUGUUUGUUAAACUACCAAACAGAACUUCCUAUUUUGUAGCCCCUUUGUCUAGAGAUAAAACGUAGCAAAUUCCACUCUCUGCGGUUUGACCGCCAAUCCUCGAUGACAAUUGUUGCUCCGAGCAACGUCCGGAAAACUCCAAUUUCUGUUCCGCCCUCAACCGUCUUCCGGUGGCCAACAUGAUCCAAAACGAUAACGUCCGCGUGCAGCAGGUGAAGCUGCGGUUUGUGCGUGAGUUCAAUAUCAAAGUGAUCGACGAAUGGUUGACGGGUUGCGUGUCCUUUUGCCUGCAAGAAAACCCCCAAACCACCAACGAGAGUCUGUUCGAGUUUGCCUUCAGCCAGUGGUUGCUGGCGGAUCUGCGCGAGAUCGGGGUGGCGGUGUUGCCGGCCGGCUUCAACGGCCGAACGGAACAGCACACACUGAACGGCAGCUUCCCGAUUCAAAUGCACCAACUGAUUGAUAUCUCGGAAUCUGUGUACGAUCAGUGGCGAAAAAUGUACGACAAGAAGCUCGACGAAGCGGACGAUGAGGUGCAGAUGCGAAAGAGCCAAACGCAACACACGAAGAAGCGCCGUAUGCUGAAGCUAGAGCUUUCGGAUGGCAAACAAACGGUCACCGCCAUGGAGCACAGCCCUAUCCGAUGCCUCAACACAAAGCUUGCACCAGGAUCGAAGAUACUGUUGACCGGACCGUUGCGCUGCAUCAACAGCGUCCUCUUGCUGGAGCCCAAAAACGUACGGAUUCUCGGUGGAGAGAUCGAUGUGCUGCUAAUCGACAAUGCGUACGAAAACGUGCUGCUCCGGGCGAUGCACAAACCAGUCAAUCCGAACCCAAAAAUCGAAUACGAAGAGCCGGAAGUGGUGGAAUGCCGUACGCGUAACAACUACGGUAACAUUCCGUCGAUCCCUAUGACCAGCCAGAGCCAGAGAGGCCACACAACGAGACCGCACCGUCAAACGUCACCUUCCGCGAUCGAGGUAGAGGAUGGCGAUGAUGAUUCGCUACUGUUGGCCGUGGAUUUAGACUCCAUUGAGACGAGCCAACCACGACGGGAGGAGAGCAAACCGGAACAAGUGCCAGCCAUCAGUACCCUGAUGGAUGACGAUGAGCUCGAUGAGCUGGUGAACUUGAUCGAGGAUCCGGUUGAACCGGAAAUCAUGAACGAACAGGUGUCCUCGACGAGGUACUCGCAACCUUCUCCCGUACGGCCACAACCCCGGCCCAUAGCCGCCCGCCCGUCGCCACCGCCACAAUUAGCCGAACCGGAUGAGGAUGAUUUCGAUUUAAUGAACUCGCUAGAGAAUGAAAUUCAGAAUGAAAUGCGAGAAUACCAAGCAGCCAGUGCCUUUGCUCCUUCGGAGUGGCCCAUGGAACCGGACGAGGAGACACUGAGGUCACCACAGAUGAAGAAAAGUCGGUUGAGUAACGAGCCUGAACCGGUAAUGGCGGCAAAACGUGAACAGGAGACCAACGGGGUCGAGGUGGAAGAAAGUGCUUCCAGCAAAAGGUUCGAUCAGUUCAAUGCCAUAUCGGUGUUUGAGGACAGUUUGGAUGCCGUGAUCGAUUUGGAUUCGGUUUCCAUGUCAUCGAUUCCUGGUAUCCUUUCACCGAGCUACGCAUUCCGGAUCGAUAACAUCAGCUUGGUGACGAUCGAGCAGCUGGAUGUACUCGAUGCGAAGGAUCGUGUCGGUAGAAGCUUCGUUGUGUUCGGUGAGGUGAUUGAUCUGGUCGAACCACCCCGAAUAAAGAAGCAAAUGUGGCACAUGGGAAUCAAGCUAUCGGAUAACACGGCACCGGGGCUGUCGGUGCGGUUGCGCAAUGAUGUGGUCGUCGGGAUGAUUCCCACCAGACCCAAUCCAGGGGAACUGAUGCGCAGGAAUCUAAUCGAUCGUGAAGCUACCCUAAAGCUGCUCGACACGAUGCUGGGGGAGUUGAAUCAAGUUCUGCAUGAGAUUAGAUGCUUUUGGCGCGUUGAUUAUACGGAUCAGCAGUCCUCGAGCCAGCCAGCGGCGGCCGAUGAGCUACCGACAGUGAUAAAGAGAUACGAAAUGACCGACGAACGGAGGACGCUACUGAUGCGCAAGAUCAGCAAAGAGAACUGUGGCCAGCUAAGGGAUCUGUUGUAAAGAAUUACGGAGGACAAGUCGAAGGCACGAUCGGUUU
Anopheles aquasalis is the source of this 2210-nucleotide messenger RNA. RefSeq names its product recQ-mediated genome instability protein 1-like. The record is from RefSeq and is a predicted model, not a curated record. Gene Ontology annotation, cellular component: nuclear body; RecQ family helicase-topoisomerase III complex. Gene Ontology annotation, biological process: double-strand break repair via homologous recombination; resolution of meiotic recombination intermediates. Lineage: Eukaryota; Metazoa; Arthropoda; Insecta; Diptera; Culicidae.